UUCACAAGAAAACAUUAUUAUGCAAAAACUUCACGAACAGUUGAACUUGAUUAAUGGAUGAAUUGCAGAACUGACAUUUGAGGAAGUUUCAAGAAUAAUCAAGAAUGAAAAUAUUGAUUUCAGACGUAAACAUUUAUAUUUGCUAUUAGUUUAACGGAAAAAGUAAAUUCGCAUAUUAUUGCAUAUUGUCUAUAAAAGUGACGAACAGUAACGAAAAUUACUUUAGUUUUGCUGUGGAAAGCCGAAGGUGUAAACGAUCGAAAAGAACAAAGAAAAUAUUUGUGAUACUAAAAAAGAGCAGGAAAGUGAUUAAACUGUUUCAUUUCACGUAUUAAAAAAAAAGACUAUAUAAAGAUGUCAUCGCCGGAUAAAUUCUUGAAACUCACCUAUAAAUUGCAGACAGGCAAGGAUUUGCACGCCUACCUGAAAAUGCCUUCACCCACUUUUGAGUAUCUAAAAAAGGAAAUUGAGAUGUACUUCUUUCGUGAACGUGAUUUGCCAGCUUGUGAAAUACGUACAUUUUGGUUCGAUGAACAAGCUGACGAAAUCGAAAUUAUUAAUCAAUGCGAUUAUGAUAUUUUUAUGGCUAAAUUUUCGAAAAAUCCUCAUUUAUUUGUGGCUCCAAUAAAGAAUCUGCAAGAACCCAAUAAAGAAUUCAAUCAAAUAGACGGUGAAGCUGUUACUUCGCAGGCCGUUUCAAACAACGUAGAAGGCACCGAUGUUGUCAACAUGGUGGGCGACCCAGCUGAAUUCGUCAUACAUCAUCGAGUUGAAUGUGACAAUUGCUUAAUGUCACCGAUCAUGGGUUUCCGUUAUAAAUGCAUUGAAUGCGAAAACUACGAUCUCUGCCAGCAUUGCGAGGUCAAGCAUGUGCAUGCUGAACACAUGAUGAUUCGAAUGCCAAAUAAUGAGUGUCCAAAUAUGGUAGAGACUUGGGUAACACCUCAUCAUCGCUCUUCAUCGGGCCGAAAGCACGGCAAACGUUCGAAGGGAAGUGUCAAUUCAAGUUGUCCCGUGGGCUUGGGAGCAGCUGUAAUUAACGAAAGCAAAGUCAGCGAGGCAAAUUCGGGUAGUGAAAAUGGCACGUCAUCUAACGGACGUAGACGACGAAGACGCCAUCAACGUCAUGGCAUCUGGACACAUAUUUAUGAUAUGAUGCAAGAUUUGGCUGAGGGUGGCACAAGUGGGGUUGCGCCAAGUGCUUCCGGAGAGAAAACUGAUAAACAACAGCAACAAGCAGCUGCGGAAAAUGGGGUUAAUGUGAGUUCAGUAGCAGCUCAUGAGGCAGCUCGUACGGCUGCUGAGAUAGCAGCAAAGGUUGUACAUGAAACUGCUAUGCAAGCAGUUAGAACAGCUGCUUCUGCAACUGACUCGUCAAAUGGACCUUUUGAAGCCUCGAAUAAGAAGGCUAAUGCUACAAGUUCAAGUGGGGAACAAGGGGCAUCUUCUGCUCCUGCAAUGCCAGCUAUACCUUUGGAUGCAAUAGCCCAGUUUUUAGAUCCGCAUUUCAUGAAAACUGGCAUACAAAUUUUAAAUAACUUCAGUGAUAUGUUCUCCAAAAUGUUAGAUCCUUUGGAUGAAGCCGCCGAAGAUAGUGAUAACAUUCCCCACAAUCUCAAUUCCAACGACCCUACUAAUGAUAUACCUAAAAAUUCUAUCAAUUCCAAUAACUCUUCCGACGUUUCGUCAAAUAAGAAUGACAAUAAUCGUAAUGAUACUGAUGCUGAAAUAUCAAGUGAUGAAAAGAUAAUCGAUAAUGUUCAGGACAAAAUUCUUGUCGAUUCAAAUCAACCUCAAGAUAUGGAUUUAAGUUGUGGAAGCAGCGACAGUGAUAACGACAGCGGCUCGGAAUCUUUUAUUAAAAUUGAUGCUUUGGCUUUAUCAAAAGCUGAUAAGCAGACAAAUGUAAAUGAUGUGACUACUACUGAAACUGAUACUGAUAAAAAGGAUGAAAAACCGGCAAAUGAACCAAUGGUCGAAAGUAAUGUUUCAGUCUCUGCAGACAUUACCAACGUGCCAGUUAUACCUAAUUCCAUUAUUGACGCGACUACUUCGACUAACAUAACCCCAACGGAAUCAUUUACUGAAAUUAAUUAUCAUGCUGAUGAACGCGUUAACUAUGCCGUUAAAGCUAUGAUGAACAUGGGUUUCAGUAAUGAGGGAGCUUGGUUAACACAGCUUUUGGAAAGCGUUCAGGGCAAUAUCCCUGAAGCGUUAGACUUAAUGUCGGCUGCCCAAAGAAAUGCUAAUUAAAUUGCUUGAAAUUUGUACCAAUAUUAAGGAGACUUUUUAAUGCAUUGUUGUAUUCCUCCUUAUUUAUGGUUCAUUGUAUUUUUGUAACAUUUUCUUCGUUUAAUUUGCAUAUAUAUUUUCAUUCAUUUACUUCGCUUUCAAGCGAAACUUUAGGCAUUUCUGUCUUUUAAUAUUUUAUGCUUUCUUCACAAAUAAUACAUAUAUAUAUCAAUAUUUAAUCGCCAAACUUAGCUUAGAUAUGUCGGUGUAUUAAUGCAAAAAUAAAUAAAUAAUAUAUAUACACAUA
Glossina fuscipes is the source of this 2539-nucleotide messenger RNA. It is a transcript of the gene ref(2)P, whose product is annotated as protein ref(2)P. Lineage: Eukaryota; Metazoa; Arthropoda; Insecta; Diptera; Glossinidae. Gene Ontology annotation, biological process: aggrephagy; endosome organization; mitophagy. The transcript is spliced from 4 exons. Bases 355 to 2253 code for a protein of 632 amino acids. Gene Ontology annotation, cellular component: amphisome; aggresome. Gene Ontology annotation, molecular function: protein kinase C binding; K63-linked polyubiquitin modification-dependent protein binding; zinc ion binding. The record is from RefSeq and is a predicted model, not a curated record.